AUGGACUUCGAUUUCGUGGACGAGUGCCGCCCCAACUUCCGCUUGCAAUCCAAUGCGGGUGUUCCACCCCAGCAAGGAGAUCCCACCGUGGACAGGAGGCACGCCGCCAUCUGUGUGAUCCUAGGUAUGUCUGUGCUGCUUUGCUGCGUGUGGGUGGCGGCGUGGUCGGCGAUUGCGCAGCUCGUUGCAGCCUGGAUAGCAGUGUCGCUCAUUCUGGGCCCGCUUGCUCCCAUUUCUCUCACGGCUGGCGAUUGCAGCGUCGGCCAGGGUGCGAUCGUUGCUCCUCUCGACCCAUCUCCAGCUCCUCUUGCUGUGGAUGCCGCCGCGGACAAGAAGAUUUCUAGAUCCAGGAAGCAUGCCAGGGCUGCCAGGGCUGUGGAUUCGUCGCCACAAGUCGAUGGAACGGGAGGGAUCCUAGAGGCGCAGGAAGGAAAUGCUAGCUGGAAUGGGACGGGGGAGAGUGACGGCGCAGUCGUGGAAGGGGAGUGGAGUGAGGAGGAGGUUGCAUUCCUGAGAAAGCAGCUUGCCAAGCACCCGAGAGGAACAGCGAGAAGGUGGCAAGUGAUCGCCCAAAGUUUCGGCGGUUCUCGCACGGUGGACAAUGUAAUCCAAAUGGCAAAGGCUCUGGCAGACAAGAAGCCUGGCGACGACGAUGCGUAUGCCAAGUUCUUGGCACAGAGGAAAGUGUCGAGCCGGCAGAUAUCAUUGGAUCUCAGCCUGAGAGAGGAGGAGUUUGAGGAGGGAUGGCAGCUUGUGGACGAGGAGGAUGAUCCUUCUCCUGCCCCUGGCGAUGCAGGGAGCGUCGCCUGGUCAGAUGGUGAAGACAAGGCGUUGCUGUCUGGUCUCAAAGCAUUUCCGAAGGGCACACCGUCGAGGUGGGACAGGAUACAGGCCACGGUGCGAGGCCGAAGCAAGAGCCAGUGCUUGAAGCGUUACUUGGAACUCCGAGAUGGCUUUCGGAGCUCAAAGCUGCGAAAAGAAAGUUGA
Selaginella moellendorffii is the source of this 987-nucleotide messenger RNA. Its product is annotated as transcription factor MAMYB. The record is from RefSeq and is a predicted model, not a curated record. The transcript has a single exon. Gene Ontology annotation, molecular function: ribosome binding; Hsp70 protein binding. Gene Ontology annotation, cellular component: cytosol. NCBI's taxonomy places the organism in Eukaryota, Viridiplantae, Streptophyta, Lycopodiopsida, Selaginellales, Selaginellaceae. Gene Ontology annotation, biological process: 'de novo' cotranslational protein folding; regulation of translational fidelity. The coding region runs from base 1 to 987 and encodes 328 amino acids.